This is a messenger RNA of Dermacentor albipictus, 2507 nucleotides long. RefSeq lists its product as uncharacterized. The record is from RefSeq and is a predicted model, not a curated record. Lineage: Eukaryota; Metazoa; Arthropoda; Arachnida; Ixodida; Ixodidae.
CAGAAUGAAGAAAUGAACGUCUCGUGGUGCCGUCCUCCAUGAGUGGCGCCAAUGUCGAAAUUGUUUGUGCCCGCGCGUGCGACGAGUCAGCUUUGUUCUGUUCUGCCGUCGCUUUUUUGCAACUAGCGGGGUACGCUUUUGAGACGAAUGAAUGCCGUGUGGGCUUUUUGGAACAGUGUGUUUCGGUUGUUCGCGUGUUUUUCUCACCCCGUCGCGUCCACGUAGCGAGUAAAGGAAAUGAUCUCGCACUCCCUGUAACGGCCUGCUGUGCGAAACUUCGCGUAUUGUUGGAGUCAUGGGGAUCAUUGCAUCUAAAGUUGUCCUUUGUCUGGAGAACCUGGAGCGAAAAAUUGUACGACUGCGACGCUUCGACAGUUCACUCAAAGGCUACACCAAGUCGCUGGAAGCUUUACAAGAUGCCAUGGGACAACAAGUCGAUGAACUGCACCAGUUCGUCCAGUUACAGUCGGCAGACCUGCAGUCCCUAAAGGUUGACCUUUCUCAGGGUUCUUCGAGCAUUGAGAGUUCAAAGGUGGAGCAAACUGUUAUUGGGGACUAUGACUCAGCAAUGGAAUAUAUUGAAGACUUUCUGCAGCAAGAAAAAAGCACAUUGCUUGGUGCACACCCCUUCAAGUUGAAACCAGACAUGGCGGUUGGUGAUGCUGAGCAGACUAUUUUGAUGUCUCCUUCACAGCUCAAGAGAGCUUCUCAUGAAAUGCCGGAUACAAUGAAACCAGACAUGGCAGUCGGUGAUGCUGAGCAGACUAUUUUGAUGUCUGUUUCUUCACAGCUCGAGUAUUCAGAUGAAAUGCAUGGAACAGUGUGCAGCAAACCAGACUUGUGUGUUGGUGAUACAGAGCAGACUGCUUUGGAAGCUUGCAUGGCAAAACUCGAAAUCGGUGGAGACAUAGUCUACAGUUGUCUACAGGAGCAAUGGGCACAUAUUUAUGACCUUUGUGAUGGCUGCUUUGUAGCAACUCCUGAAAAUUGCCUGAAGUCAUCCAUAAAAUACUGGGUGGAGCUUGUCAUGGUCCUGAUUAGCCAGAGAAGCAUCAAGGAAGAAGACAAACAUAUGAUUCACUUCUCCUGCAGGCGGAAUGCAAGGCUGAGUGCGGUGUGGCCCAAGAAAAACUGUCGCAGUCACAAAAUGCUGUUGUCCCUUAGGGACAACCUCCGCAAGCAAACAAAAGUCCAGAUGCCUAGUCUUCAUCGGCAGCAAAAGCUGCUAGAAGAGUUGCAGCAGGACGUAGACUUUCUUGACAUGGUGGCCAUGGAGCUUGCAACCUCAAGCAUGGCUGUCAUUGACAAAAUGCAUGAGAAUAAUAUACAUGACAAGAAAUCCACUGCUAUGGAGCUGCAGGCACUGAUGCCAGAAGUUGAAUAUCUUAGUGCGAGUCUACAAGAACGAAACACGGCAGCACGGGCCUGUCUUGUUCCUGCUGAAAUGGCCACAGCUGCUGAGGAGCCACCAGCCUGCAUUGAUGUCUUGGGAAAGCACCAAACUGUGAUCCUCCAAGAAGUCCUUAUGUUUCUUGACAACAUCCAACUGGAGGAGGACGAUGCUGACCUUGAAAAACUCGCCAUCAAAGUUGCCACGACAGAAGAAGCUGUCAACACAGCAGAGAAGUGUAUUAUGGAGAGUAAUCCUGUUUCAGCUGUGAAAGAAGUUAUCCGUUCCUUAGAAGCCCUGAGGAGGCAAGGAGAAGUUUUUUUGCUCUCCAAAGAAACAGUUGAGGGCCGCACCUUCCAACAAUGGUUACCAGACAUUAUGAAAAGACUUGUAUCGGGGCGCCAAGCUAGACAACGCUUGAACCUAAAAGCUGCCACCUCUGUUUCAUAAUAAGUCUGUAAAUAUGCCUUACCAGUUUUGAAACCGUGCCUGUCCUUACUUAAUCCUUUUACUGCCACUCCUGAGAUAACUCGGGCACCCAUUGUCACACUCCUCUAAAAGCAGCAUGGGCAAAAAAGAACAUUGCGUGUGCUAUCUAUGGUGAAUCAUACCCACAAAAAACUUGCAAGUUAAAUUUCUAACUGUAGCUGGAGCAAAUGUCUCAGUGCUGUCAGUGCACUUUGAUAGACAAAGAGAUUUACGAACUGUUGAUUAAUUCUCAAUCAAAAGAAACUGAUGACAAAGAACCAGUACCUAUGUAGCACGCGGAAAAAUUCUGACAGAACCCAGCCCACAGUGAAAGUCGACAUUAAUGCGAUUAGCAUUGAAGCAAUGUAGUGACACACCAUAUUGCCACUGCAAAAAUGUAUCGUGUAUGAGAUGUGUCUACAGCUUGGCAGAGUCUUCUUCCUCUUUGGACUCCCAAUACUGUUUGUCGCACUGGCCUGUUUGGCCAAUGCUAGUACAGCUGAGCAGAACCCCGUAGAUUACUUCGGGGGUGCAGUAGAUGAAUGUGAUGAUGUGUAAUGGCAACCGCAUUAAGGGGGGCGCAGCUUUGGCAUUGCGAAGAAUUGCCAAAAAAUCGAUUUUUUUGAAAAUAAAAUUUCCCGUUUCUACA